This is a messenger RNA of Rhodamnia argentea, 928 nucleotides long. Its product is annotated as NAC domain-containing protein 90-like. Gene Ontology annotation, molecular function: DNA binding. Bases 99 to 899 code for a protein of 266 amino acids. Lineage: Eukaryota; Viridiplantae; Streptophyta; Magnoliopsida; Myrtales; Myrtaceae. The record is from RefSeq and is a predicted model, not a curated record. Gene Ontology annotation, biological process: regulation of DNA-templated transcription. The transcript has 3 exons.
AUAGGUGACGAUCUCAACACGUUCUUGCGUAUAAGUGCAAGCAAAAGCAGAAAGAUACAAAGAGCAAGAGCGAGUCGUUUGGAGAGAGAGGCAGAGAGAUGGAGGAUUUGCCACCAGGGUUUCGGUUCUUCCCCACCGAAGAAGAGUUGGUUUCCUUCUACUUACGGAACAAGCUCGAGGGAACAAGGCAGGCUCUCCACGGGCUGAUUCACCGGGUCAUACCCGUCCUCGAUAUCUACGAGUUCAAUCCAUGGGACCUUCCACAAUUUGCGGGAGAUCUAUGCCGCGGAGAUCCAGAGCAAUGGUUCUUCUUCAUCCCUAGGCAAGAAAGCGAGUACCGCGGUGGGAGGCCGAGGCGGCUCACGACCACUGGGUACUGGAAGGCUACAGGCUCUCCCGGUUUUGUCUACUCGAGCAAUCGCAUUGUGGGUGUGAAGAGAACUAUGGUGUUCUAUACAGGACGGGCUCCGAACGGCGUGAAAACUGAAUGGAAGAUAAAUGAGUACAAGGCCAUUGAAGGGGAGGCCUCCUCUCCUCAAGAAAUCCCAGUGGUGCCCAGGCAUGAAUUCAGCGUGUGCCGGGUGUACAAGAAAACGAAGACCUUGAGGUCGUUCGACCGGAGACCGAUGGGAGAAAUCAUCAGAAGCAGCCACACAUUUCCACAGAACACCAUGCCAGAGGAUGAUCAUCAUGAGCAUCAUCAGGAAAUGGCAUCGUCUAGCCGGAGCAGUCCUCCAUUCACGGAGAGAGCGAGCUCAUCGCCAGACAGUUCAUGCGCCACCGGAGACCACGGGACAAUCCCUUCGCAAGCAGGAGGAGUAGGAAGCAGUACUGACAUGGAGAUGCUGCCCGGCGACAGCGAAUUGUUCUUGCCAGACUGGGAACAGUUCUGGUCUUAGUUAAAGACGGCUAAUUUACUGCGUAUAAA